Molecule: messenger RNA, 1485 nt
Organism: Symbiodinium natans
Lineage: Eukaryota; Dinophyceae; Suessiales; Symbiodiniaceae
Source: the annotation of a GenBank genome assembly
AUGUGGACACCAGAUGACAGCCAUCAGCCGUUGGGCAUUGUACCGAGCUCUGCCCCACGCGGCGACACCAGGCUGCCGCGCCUACCAGGCGAGGUUGACAUCAACAUGGAUCUUCCAGAUGUCCAUUUUGAGGCGCAGAGGCGCGGAAGCCGUGGCCGCAGAACUACCCCCGGUGGCACCGACCUGGCAGCGAUGUCGCGAAAACGCCGUGAUGUUGCCUUAGCUGGCCGCGAGAACGUGCUUGACGUAGGCAUCACACUUCCCGCUCCGCGAGCACUGCCUGGCACUUUGCUGAAAAGCUCGACGAAACCUGUGCGGGCGAGAGCAUCGCCCGUGGAGGCGCCGAGCUUCACUGUGCCAGAGCCGAUGGGGGCAGGUGCACACCUCGCACCCCUGGAGCCACCGGAAGGCAAGACGGAGCUGCAGAAGCUGCAGGAGGAUCUGCGCCUCCAAAGUGCGGAUCUGAACCGAUACCGGUCUGCUUUGAAGAAGAAGAAUGAGGAAUACGAAGGCUGCAUGGCGCUUCUCAACGUUACGCAGGCAGAGCUUCGCCUCUGCCAAGAGCGGAUCCGCACGCAGUCGCCCACACCCCCAGUGAACGCGCCCCGUCGCCUGCAGGGGAUCAAUGUCUUCGGCAGCGAGCGGGAGCUGGCUGAGGAGGCAGCAGCAUUCGCGGUGUCUUCGCUGCUGGGUCGCGUGCAGCUGCGAAUGAGGGCCACGCAGGAGCAGGAAAAGCUGGAGAAGGAGAGGGAGCGAAAGAAGCAAGCGCAGAAAGGCAAGCAGUCGCCAUUGCCGCCGGUCGAGCAGACAGCUGCUCUUGCUGGUCCUAGCACCUUACAAACUUCUGGUAACGCUGGGCGGAGCAACCCAGACGUGGACAGCAGCAAGGCGAUGCGUCAUGACCAAGGCAAACCAACGGCCGCAACGGCCCACACGGGAAGCCUGGGCCCGGCAUCUGAACGGCCUGCACCAGCGCCGGUGCCCGGCCAACAUCCAGCAUCAACAGCAGCAACGGCAGCAACGGCACAGGGCCUGCCCGACACGGGAAGCCUUGGCCAACCAUCUGAAGGCCCUCCACCAGCACCGCACACCGGUAGCCCAGAGGCAACUCCCAUGCCAGAGGACGCCACCGACACCGAUGCCUUGCAGGCGUCGCCCGUGAGACCACGAGCAGCAGCGCCCGCAGAGCAAGCAGCGCAAGUUCGGCCUCCAGCGCCCAGGACACAGGUCGCUGCCGGCCUGCCCGCGAAGAACGCGGGCGCGUCGGAAGGCAAGAAUGUGGAAGCCCAAGAGUCAGAUACGGACAAGCUCCUGCAGCAGUGCUUGCAAGAGCAGGAUCAGGAGCUGGAUGCCGAGGCCUUGCAGGCAGCCAGCAAAGACCAGCCAGAGGCCUACACGCCGGCCCAAUCGCCACCUCCGGAUACUGGCGGCACUCCGACCCCAGCUCCCUAUGGACAGGAGGAAAGUUUGCAGUUCGCGGAUUAG